This is a messenger RNA of Colletotrichum karsti, 2052 nucleotides long. Its product is annotated as sulfate permease. The transcript has 3 exons. The record is from RefSeq and is a predicted model, not a curated record. Bases 1 to 2052 code for a protein of 683 amino acids. Lineage: Eukaryota; Fungi; Ascomycota; Sordariomycetes; Glomerellales; Glomerellaceae. Gene Ontology annotation, molecular function: sulfate transmembrane transporter activity. Gene Ontology annotation, biological process: transmembrane transport. Gene Ontology annotation, cellular component: membrane.
AUGAAGUUUAUUGACAAAGCCAAGUCUGACUUCCAGACAGACAGCACAAUCAACACCAUACGGAAAAAAGUCCACGCUGGAUUACCUAGGCUUCCUUCGGCAACAGGCCAAUAUCUCAUCGAAAAGGUCCCCAUUGUGCAAUGGAUUUCCCAGUAUGACCCGAAAUGGAUACUAUCAGACUUCAUUGCGGGCAUGACUAUUGGCGUCAUGAUGAUCCCACAGGCGCUAGCUUAUGCUAAGAUUGCCACCAUUCCAGGGGAGUUUGGUUUGUAUUCUAGUUGGCUGCCGGCAGCCAUUUACGUUUUCAUGGGCACUUCGAAAGAUCUCUCUACCGGACCAACUUCCAUCAUGGGACUUCUCACUGCGGAAAUAAUUGGAGACCUCAAGACGGAAGGAUUCGCCCCUGAGGAUAUCAGUUCAGCUGUUGCUCUCAUGGUGGGAAUCUAUUCCUUGAUGGUCGGGCUUCUAAAGCUUGGAUUCAUCUUGGACUACAUCUCAGUGCCGGUCCUGUCCGGCUUUUUGUCGGCUGCCGCUAUCACCAUUCUCCUCGGCCAAGUUGGUUCGCUCGUGGGUCUCAGUGACGUCCCAUCAGGCACCGCAAGCAUUAUCAGCAACGUCCUUACUCGCAUCCCCGACAUGGAACCCCUAACUAUAGCUAUCGGUUUCAGUGGGAUUGUUAUGCUUUACAUUCUCGAAUUCAUUGGCAAGAAGUGGGGAAAGAAGAGCCCUGCUAUCAAGUUCAUCUGCAGCAGCCGUGCUGUCAUCAUUUUAGUUCUAUACACGACCAUCAGCUUUCUGGUCAACAAGGACAAGAAAACGCCACUUUGGGCAAUCAGCAAAGUGAAGGCAAACGGUAUCAAAGCGCCGAAGAUCCCGGCAACAGAACUGGUCUCCAAAGUCACAACAAGGGCGAUUGCACCUCUCGUGGCAUCUGCUCUCGAGCACUUGGCAAUUGGGAAAGCAUUCGGCCGCAAGAAUGAUUACGCCAUUGACGAGAGCCAGGAGCUUUGCUAUCUUGGUCUGACGAAUACGGUCAACAGCUUGUUUGGCGCCAUGAGUGUGGGAGGGGCCAUGUCAAGAACAGCAGUCAACUCGGAAUGUGGAGUCAAGAGCCCCUUAAGUGGUGCUUUCACUUCGGGCUUCAUUCUCUUGACGUUAUACAAGCUCUCAGGGGCCUUGUUUUGGAUCCCAAAGGCCACUCUCUCGGCUAUAAUUAUCAUGGCAGUUAUCCAUAUCAUCGGCCCAGCCUCUCUAUUUUACCGCUACUGGCGCAUAUCGUUCCCGGACUUCGUGGCUUCCAUGCUAUCCUUCUGGGUAACACUCUUCGUGUCGACUGAAAUGGGGAUCGCAUUCGCUGUCGUUUUCAGCAUUGGAUACACGCUAGUUCGCUCGGCAUUUCCGAAGGUGAAGACUUUCUCUGCCACAAGUGGCCAAAACGGAAUGAUUCCACAAGCAAAGGUUGCAGCUCCUUCACCUUCUGGAGACAAUCUAGUGCCGGAAGACGCCAUGCUUGUCAGCUUCACAGAUUCGAUAUUCUUCCCCAACGCCGGCCGCGUGAAGAGGUCUGUGAUCGAGGCUGUCAAGGUUCAAUUUGAGCCGCAAACUGCUAUGAAUCAGUCGCAGGCGAAGUCGGCUGAUCGAUCAUGGAGCGUUGCAUCAGCUAAACGCAUCGAGCUGUUGCGAAAACGCAACAAUGUUGUCCCGAGCAACAAGCAAAUGACAGUCAUGGUGUGGGACAUGACACACGUACCGUUUGUUGACGUGACGGGGGUUCAGACUUUGGCUGAACUGAAAGACGAAGUUAAGCAAUAUGUUGGGAAGCAGUUGGUGUUGCGUCUUGUUGGGAUGAAUAACAAAGCCCGGCGCAGAUUCGCCAGGGCCGGCUGGAAGGUCAUUGAGGAUCGUGAGGUGGACGACGGCAUGUCAGGGGAUGAGGACGUGAUGUAUGAGCGUUUAGAUGCGGCUCUAUGGGAUAGACCAUACUGCAAUGAGCGGGAGAAGACCGGGUUGGAGGAGAGGGAAUAUUACAUUCCAAGAGACGAGUCGCAGUAG